UCUCUAAUAACCAAGCCGACGAGUGCUCUUCACGAGGUGGAACCACGGCGGGAACUUGCGCCCAGGGAUUCGGAGUUUGUUGUACUUUCACCAUUGCCUGCGGUGCCAGCACUUCUCAAAAUUGUACUUACCUUGUUCAAGAAGCCACCACCAACCCCGCUGCGGACCCAUGCAUGUUUACAAUUUGCAAGGCGUCCUCUGACAUCUGCAGAAUCAGAUUGGACUUUACGACUUUCUCUAUAGCUGGACCUUCGGUGGGAACCACUUCAAUUACUGCUCCAAUCCCUGACGGUAAUGGCGGUAUCUUGGGCGAUUGCUUAACGGAUUCGUUUAGUCUCACUUCUCCUGGAAGUCAGGCAUCCCCCGUGAUUUGUGGAUUUAACACCGGCCAACAUAUGAUCGUGGACGCGUCUGCAUUAUGCCACAAAGCAACAUUCGAUUUCUCUGGAACGGGAACAACUCGUCAAUUUGACAUCAAAGUGACCCAAUAUGUGUGUGGAGAUGAACGAGGAGGCCCCGAUGGGUGUCUUCAAUAUUUCACGGGAAAUGUGGGCACGGUCGCCAGCUUCAAUUUCCCUACUUCGUCCGCAGCAGUGACAUCAACAGUUUUAAAGUAA
Messenger RNA from Tigriopus californicus, 617 nucleotides. RefSeq lists its product as uncharacterized. The transcript is spliced from 10 exons. Bases 174 to 617 code for a protein of 147 amino acids. Lineage: Eukaryota; Metazoa; Arthropoda; Copepoda; Harpacticoida; Harpacticidae. The record is from RefSeq and is a predicted model, not a curated record.